Molecule: messenger RNA, 946 nt
Organism: Neltuma alba
Lineage: Eukaryota; Viridiplantae; Streptophyta; Magnoliopsida; Fabales; Fabaceae
Product: ethylene-responsive transcription factor WIN1-like
Exons: 2
Coding region: 72-770 (232 amino acids)
Biological process (GO): regulation of DNA-templated transcription
Molecular function (GO): DNA-binding transcription factor activity; DNA binding
Source: RefSeq, a predicted model, not a curated record
UCUGUUCCUUCUGUACUUUCCUCUCUUAUCGUCUCUCCCCACAUUCGUAUCUUCUUCCUCAUAUCAUCAUCAUGGUGCAUUCAAAGAAGUUCAGAGGCGUCAGACAGCGUCACUGGGGCUCCUGGGUCUCCGAAAUUCGCCACCCGCUCCUGAAGAGGAGGGUGUGGCUGGGGACAUUUGAGACGGCGGAAGAAGCGGCGCGAGCGUACGAUCAAGCUGCCAUUUUGAUGAGUGGUCGGAAUGCUAAGACCAAUUUCCCGAUAACCCAGACUCCGGACGGUGAUCCAAAGGCGGCUGUGGCGGCCUCGGCCACCGAUCAUAGCAAGGCAGGGGCGGCGAGGGAUCUGGAAGAGAUUCUGCGCGCGAAGCUGAGGAAAUGCGGGAAGCUUCCGUCGCCGUCCAUGACUUGCCUGAGGCUGGACACCGAGAACUCCAAUAUCGGAGUGUGGCAGAAACGUGCCGGCCAGCGUACUGAUAGCUCCAACUGGGUGAUGACAGUGGAGCUGGGAAAGAAGACCAAUAGCAACAGCAACAGUAAUGAAGCGGAGAAAACGACGUCGCCGUGGACGUGCGAUGAGCGUGCAACCUCAGAAGGAAAUGAAGUGGUCAUGGAAGGAGGAGGAGGAGGGAUGAACGAGGAAGAAAGAAUAGCACUGCAAAUGAUCGAAGAACUUCUUAACAGAAACUGUCCAAGUCCUCCAGGACCUUCAUUUCACGAUAUGGUUGAAGAGGACCAUAACCAUGCUUAUGCUGAAGGCUUUCUCUUUUGACAUUAUGGUGUUUGGGACAAGAACAAAAAGGUGGGUGAUGAUUAAUUUCUUAUAUGAAUAUUAAUUAAUUACUAUAUAUGCAUAUAGGUUUAUAUUUAUAUAUAUAUAUAUAUAUAUAUAUAGGUAGCUCUAAGGCGAGGAGGUUAAUUAUAUCAGUUAUGACAAGAAACAGGACG